Crotalus tigris (Tiger rattlesnake) is the source of this 4630-nucleotide messenger RNA. It is a transcript of the gene SLC66A2, whose product is annotated as solute carrier family 66 member 2. Gene Ontology annotation, biological process: retrograde transport, endosome to Golgi; phospholipid translocation. The record is from RefSeq and is a predicted model, not a curated record. Gene Ontology annotation, cellular component: endosome; trans-Golgi network. The transcript has 6 exons. NCBI's taxonomy places the organism in Eukaryota, Metazoa, Chordata, Lepidosauria, Squamata, Viperidae. The coding region runs from base 352 to 1194 and encodes 280 amino acids.
UCUCGCUGCUGGGGGCUGCCGCUGCCAGCGCCUUGUUUCCAGUCGCCCAAGGAGGCGGCGGUAGCAGCAGGAGCAGCAGCAGUGCCUGUGGCUUUGGGAGCCUCGGGCACGGAAACGGCGCAGCGCAGCUGUGGCUUCAGCGCAGCCUGGGGCGGGAGCGGCGCCCCGGGCUGGGGCUCCCUCGAGCAAUAGGGGGAGAUGCGCGAUUCUUGGGACGAGGGGCCUUGGCAAGAGCCCAGUGUUGCUUAAAGAAUGGCACAUGGCCUAUUGGAAGAUUAAUCAGAUAUGAAUACAAGUCAGUAAAUCCUGAGGAAGUGAAAAGGGGCUUCCCUUUUGUAACCAACUGUCCUCAUGCUAAGGGACAUCAUCCUGCCCAUGAUGGAAGCAGAUGGCUGGGAAUGGCUGGUAUCUGCAGUUCAACAGCUGAUAUCCUGGGGGGCUUCGGCAGCCAUGAUGUUUGGUGGUAUAGUGCCAUACAUCCCUCAAUACCGAGAUAUUAAAAGAACACAGAACGCAGAGGGCUUUUCAACCUACGUGUGUUUAGUAUUAUUAAUUGCAAACAUUUUAAGGAUACUCUUUUGGUUUGGGAGACAUUUUGAGUCACCUUUACUAUUGCAAAGCAUUAUAAUGAUAGCCACAAUGUUAUUAAUGCUGAAAUUGUGCACUGAAGUACGUGUGGCCAAUGAGUUGAAUAUAAAACGACGUUCCUUUUCAGCUGCAGAUAGUAAGGAUGAAGAAAUCAAAACAGCUCCCAAGAGAAUCUUUCUAGAUUUUGACUUGAACUCUUUCUGGCACUGGAACAAGUUUGCAGAUUAUGUGCAGUGCGUUCUGGCUUUCACUGGGGUAACAGGAUGCAUCACUUACCUUUCCCUUGACUCCAUUAUCUUUGUUGAAACCCUGGGUUUCCUUGCUGUUUUCAUUGAAGCCAUGGUGGGUAUCCCGCAGCUCUACCGUAAUUAUCAGAAUAGGUCAACUGAAGGAAUGAGCGUAAAGAUGGUGCUAAUGUGGACCAGUGGUGACACCUUCAAGACGGUGUAUUUCCUCCUGAAUCAAGCUCCAUUCCAGUUUUCAGUGUGUGGACUUCUCCAGGUUUUUGUAGACAUGGCCAUCCUUUUGCAGGUUUACUUUUUCAGCUAUUACCCACAGAAACCUGUUCCUCAUUCAUCACAUCCAGCCAGUACGAAGGCACUUUAAAGCACAGAACAGAAGCACUUAUUCUUGUAGAUGUAGAAGAGGCUGGGAGCCAGUUUUAGCUUCAACGCUGCUUGUACUUACUGUGUUUCUGAGGAACUAGAAACAGAAGAAUCAAAGUUACAUAGCUACAUGGACACUUCUUUUGGCAUUUUUCCCUCUUUCAUUGGGUUGCAUAUCUAUUGAAAUGGGUUUGUCUUCUUUGGGGUUACAGUGAAGGGUUUUCUUUUAUUUUCUUCCGUUCUACUCACUUCUCUAAAUAUCUGUGCACAGACAAAUGGGUGUAUCACAAGGGCUGGUUGUUAAUGUUCUCAAUACUAUUUUUUCAAAGGUCAGUCAUAAAAGUUGGAGUAUUUUGUCCGAAGCAUUUACCUAUUUAUAUGCAUAUGGGCUAUGUAUUUGGAAUAUGUUACAUUCCUUAGAUGAAUGUGCAGAACCUGUUUUUUUGUUUUUUUUUAAAUGUGGUAGGCCACACUUGGUAAGAUUGUAAGAGUUGAUACUAGGAAGAAAUGAUUUAGUGAAUAAUGUCAAGAAAUAGAUUUUGUGCAACUGUGUUAAAUAUAUAUGUGCACACUGCUGGGCCAGUGUGAUGUAUAAAUACAUCAAAGUGAUUAGUGAUUUUGAUACAAAUGCUACUACAGCCAAACAGAACAGACUAAUGCACAGUAAGUCUUCAGAGAGCUCAGAAGGAUGAGUAAUUUUGACACCUUGGAGAAAUUACUAACAGAAUCUAAAAAGGAUUUAUCGUUAAAGUGGAGGAGCUUGAAAGAAAGUCUGCGUUUAGUUUAGGCAUUAUUUGCAUUCUGUUUCUGUAUUUUUGUUUGGUGGAAAAGCCAAAUCUUGUCUUCGCAAUGCGAGCACAAUGACAUUUGUAAAGUUAUACUCUUAAGUUGCACAGAUCAACUACAGUAGUAUUGCUUUUUAAGCUAAAGACAUUAUCUGAGUAAUCUUCUCUCUGUGAAAGAGAUGGUCUACUAGACUAGGGUAGAGAAGAGAGGGCAAUACUUUAGUGCUGGAUAAUAGGGCAAACUUUUUUUUUUACAUAGAUGUUUGUGUGUGAUAUUUUUCUAAAUAUUUAAUACCAAAUGUCAUUUUAUGUUUGGGAAGAAGUGGGGCUACUGAAAACGAGGGGAUAAAUGAUAGUAAUUCUGAGUCCAUUAAAGUUUUGAAAGUUGCUUCAUUUUAGCAAUGCCAUCGCCAGUAACUGAAAAGGGAGAAUGAAAAAGCACUUAGGGAGGCAUAUUUAUAAGAGUAGAGAAACUGAAGAAUCUAUAAAACAAGUUCACCAGACUUAUGUAAGUCUAUUUUGGGAUUUGAUUGGGCUGCAAGAAAAGCAUUGCUUGUAUUGUUUUAAAAGUUCCUUGACUAACUUGUCAAGGCAAAUUUGCUUCCAUAGCUAUGAGAUAUAUAUAUAUAUAUGCAUUCAACAGUGGUUCAGGAACCACUCUCUUCUUGUAGCCUUAACAAAAUUGUAUGUGCUUUUGUUGUUAGAUAUAGCCUACAUCAGGGGUCCUCAAACUUGGCCACUUUAAGACUUGUGGACUUCAGCUCCCAGAAUUCCUCAGCCAGGCAUGUGGCUGGGGAAUUCUGGGAGUUGAAGUCCACAAGUCUUAAAGUGACCAAGUUUGAGGACUCCUGGCCUACAUGGAGGGGGAUUUUAUUAAACGCCGAUUCAUUGAUUCCCCUCAACUAUCCAGAAAAAUAUAUUGAAGUCUGACCAAAAGUCUUCAGCUGGAUCUCCUCCUUGCCUCAUCCAGUUCUCUCUCUUCCAAAUCUGGGCUGACCUGAAGACAUCAAAAUUCCAUCUUUGCAAGAGUGGGAAUCUAUCAGAAGCUUUGCUUGAAUCUCUUCCACUUGCACAUCUGAUCUGGCUAUGUGUCCUCUCCUAUAUUUCAGGUCUGAGGGACAAUUUCACUAGGGCAAUUCUGAAUGCCCAGGAACUCGAUCCCUUCCUUAAAGAGCAAAAAACUUAAGAUAAGGCAACUAAAGGAUGAGGCAAUAUGUUAAUUGGCUAUCGCUUUAAUGGAGUUCUCUCUGCCCGGCUGGCAAAUAAAGAAAACCUCAGGAAAGCCGCUAUAAUGAGAGCUUGGUGUGAAAUGUUGUAGUUGACUAGACUUGUGCUGUUGACUGGCUUCAUUGCUUAUUCCUUAGUGCCUGAAGUGACCUUACCAAGCUGAUUUUAUGUAGCAUGGCUGAAUGUGAAUGUUGCAUUGCUCUCUCUUUCACAAAUGUUCUAACUGUGUUAGAACAGGGUGGCAAUCGUCUUUUAAAUUAUACAUUUUCAUCCUAGUUUUUCCUGGUGUGCUGCUGUAGCGAGGAUUGUAUUUCUACUCAUACAACAGAAUUUAUUAAACUUGCAAUGCUAGGUUUUGUUUUUGUAUGGGGUAAUAUUCUUUGCUUUCCCAGUGUCUUUUGAAAAGAGAUACGGGAUUAAACUAUUACGUUAGUGUAGCCUGAAUAUAUACAAAUACCUCUUUUUUUAAAACAAGUGUUAUUGAAGGUAAAAUUAAUAGUAUUCCACACACACCUACUUUUUUUUCCAGAUGAGUUACUGUCCACAGAUUCUUAACUUCUGCUGUCAUUAUUAAAAUAUAGGCUCAGAACAUCACAGAACUACAAGUAAACCCGAGAUUUUAUGCACAUGUGCAGUAUUUAACUGUGUGGGUCACUCCUGAACUCCAGAUAGCCACGUAUUUAAGAAAAGGGCCAUUUUAACACUACCCACAUACGGUUUUAGGAUCAAUAUCAAUUGAUUUCCAGGGGAUCAUAACUAAUCCAUUACAUAGAAGAGAGCCAAUUGCUGCGUUUUUUGUUGCCAUGGCUUGAACAUUUAAACCAGGGCUGUCCAACCUUGGCAACUUUAAGACUUGUGGACUUCAACUCCUAGAAUUCCCCUGCCAGCAUGAAUAAUGGGAGUUAAAUUCCAACAGUUUUAAAGUUGCCAAGAUUGGACAUUCCUGAUUUAAACCAAGAGUGGACAAUCUUAAUUAGACAAUGGUAAAGCUCACUCUCCUGAUCAACUAGAGAAGUGUAGCAUGUCUUCUAGCAAUGCGGGAGAAUAAAUGUUCUCUUAGCUUUUUUUGGGGUGUGGGAGGAUGGAUGACCCAUUUCCCUGAAAACUGGCUAUGUUGCCAUCAAAUUUCAAAAGUUCUCGAGAUGCUAAGAGGCCACAUUUCACCAUAGGAUACAGGUUGUCCAUCACUUGCUUAAGCCUUCUCUUAGUCACAGGUAAACUCUUCAUCAAGCAGCAGGUCUGAUACAUCUGUAAGAGUAUCCAAAGAACACCUCUGUAAUUAGGAAACUAUUUCCUAAAAAAAAAAUCUGUAAAGAACUUUUGUAUAUUUUAGCUACAUGUUGAAUGUAUGGAAAAAUCCAAUUGCACUCAUUAAUGAUCAGUUUGAUUUUUUUUUUAAAAAAAAUAAAGUUAUACACAAGUGCA